UGACGUCACAGUGACAGACCGCGGCGCCAUUUUCGAAACAUGUGCGUGUUGGUGUUUGUAAACAGAGCAUUUGUCGACGGCAUAUGACCAAGGAAUUUGACGUCAUGUUUGGUCAUUAUCAGCAUAAUAACUCGGUUUACCUGUAGUUUGAUUAAUUAGUCUGAUUAUUUAACUGUUUGGGUGUAAUAGUGCACAGACGUGGUGACAAUCAGUGCUGGGCGUUGACCUUGACAGCUGAGACUUUCGAGCACACAAAUCGCUGAGCACCCGCAGGAUGCCGACUCCCCGUAGCCUGGGGACGUUCCCCAUUAGCCCUGCAAUGAAAGCCAAGCUCACAUCAGCAGGCUUCCUGACUGUCCCCGAUCUACAGGACCUAAAGCCAUCCGAGCUCAGCAAGGAGUUAGGCAUCAGCACAGAAGCAGCACUGGAGGUCAUCAAGACGGUGUUCCAGGAGGACGCGGUGGUGAGUGGCAGCAGGAGGACGUCGACGCCGAGAUCAGUCACGGCGUUGGAGAUGUUACAGCUGGAACAAAGUCUCCCCAACAUCUUCACCUUCUCGGAGAAACUUGACGACAUCCUUGGCGGAGGCGUGCCACUUGCCAAAAUUACUGAGUUCUGUGGCGCUCCAGGAAUUGGUAAAACCCAAGUUUGUAUGCAGCUCGGCAUUGAUGUCCAAAUUCCUGAAUGUUUCGGUGGCCUCGAUGGAGAGACUGUCUAUGUGGACACAGAGGGGAGUUUUAUUGUUGAGCGUUUGGUGGACAUUGCUUCUGCUACAGUUGAACAUUGUAACAACAUCGCACAGAUGGAUGGCUCAGUCGAUGUGAAAGAGGCUGCCAACAACUUUAAUCUAGAAAAACUGUUAUCAGGGAUCCACUAUUUCCGUUGCCAUGACUACAUAGAGCUUUUGUCAACUGUACACCUGUUGCCCAAAUUUGUAUCUGAGCAUAAAAAGGUGAAGCUUGUCAUCGUGGACAGUAUAGCCUUCCACUUCCGCCACGACUUUGACGACAUGUCGCUGCGAACCCGACUCCUGACAUCCAUGGCCCAGAGCUUCAUCAGACUGGCAACAGAACACAAACUAGCUGUGGUGCUUACCAACCAGAUGACCACCAAGAUGGGUGGGGGAGGAGGGUCCCACCUAAUCCCUGCCCUAGGGGAGAGCUGGGGCCACGCCAGCACCAUAAGGGUGGUGUUGUACUGGGAGGGCAACAACAGAUACGCCCUGCUCUACAAGUCGCCCUCGAAGAAGGAAGCAGUGGUGCCAUUCCAGAUUACAAUGGGUGGUAUACGAGAUGUGCAGAGUGAAGCUACUGAUCAGGGUGUCAUAGAGCCAGCAGAGGGAGGAGAGAACCCACCCAAACGGCAGAGAGUCUCAUGAUUCUUUCACUUUGUGAAUGGUGUGUGACCUGAGAUGUAGGAUUGCAUGACCAGACUUACUGCAGUGGAUCCCUGGGCAGAAUAGGUCCGAAGUAUCCUAGGGGCAGUCUGGAAGCCUAGUGGUUAAAGUGUUCGCUGGUCAUGCCGAAGACCCGGGUUUGAUUCCCGACAUGGGUACAAUGUGUGAAGCCCAUUUGUGGUGUCCCCCUCCAGUGAUAUUGCUGGAAUAUUGCUA
Molecule: messenger RNA, 1612 nt
Organism: Haliotis rufescens (red abalone)
Lineage: Eukaryota; Metazoa; Mollusca; Gastropoda; Lepetellida; Haliotidae
Product: DNA repair protein RAD51 homolog 3-like
Exons: 8
Coding region: 275-1378 (367 amino acids)
Biological process (GO): meiotic DNA recombinase assembly; reciprocal meiotic recombination; DNA repair
Cellular component (GO): Rad51C-XRCC3 complex; Rad51B-Rad51C-Rad51D-XRCC2 complex; replication fork
Molecular function (GO): four-way junction DNA binding; ATP binding; crossover junction DNA endonuclease activity
Source: RefSeq, a predicted model, not a curated record